Elephantulus edwardii (Cape elephant shrew) is the source of this 957-nucleotide messenger RNA. RefSeq names its product olfactory receptor 6C6-like. Gene Ontology annotation, molecular function: G protein-coupled receptor activity; olfactory receptor activity. The transcript has a single exon. Gene Ontology annotation, cellular component: membrane. The record is from RefSeq and is a predicted model, not a curated record. Bases 1 to 957 code for a protein of 318 amino acids. Gene Ontology annotation, biological process: G protein-coupled receptor signaling pathway. NCBI's taxonomy places the organism in Eukaryota, Metazoa, Chordata, Mammalia, Macroscelidea, Macroscelididae.
AUGAAGAACCAGUCAAAGGAAAUAGAGUUCAUUCUCCUUGGACUGACAGAUGAUCCUCUGCUGCAAAUUGUGAUCUUCCUCUUUCUCUUCCUCAACUACAUUCUGAGCAUGAUGGGGAACUUAGUCAUCAUCCUUCUCACUCUGCUAGAUCCCCGCCUCAAGACUCCCAUGUAUUUCUUCCUCCGGAAUUUCUCCUUUUUAGAAGUUUCAUUCACAACAGUCUGCAUUCCGAGAUUCUUAACUACCAUUCUGACUGGAGAUAAAACAAUUUCCUAUAAUGGUUGUGCAACUCAACUAUUCUUUUUUUUUUUGUUAGGUAUUACAGAAUUUUACCUUCUGGCUGCCAUGUCUUAUGACCGCUAUGUUGCCAUCUGCAAACCUCUGCAUUACCCCAUUAUUAUGAACACUCGGGUGUGUUACCAGCUUGUACUCAGCUCUUGGGUAACUGGAUUCCUGAUCAUCUUUCCUCCUUUGGUUUUGGGACUACAACUGGAUUUCUGUGCUUCUAAAACUAUCGACCACUUCCUAUGUGACACUUCUCCUAUCCUUCAGCUUUCAUGCACAGAUACUAAGUUAAUAGAAUUGAUGGCUUUUGUCUUAGCUGUACUGACGCUUGUGGUCACAUUGUUGUUAGUGGUCCUGUCCUAUACAUUCAUCAUCAAAACAAUUCUAAAAUUUCCUUCUGCUCAACAACGAUCAAAGGCCUUUUCUACCUGUUCCUCACAUAUGGUGGUCGUCUCAAUUACUUAUGGGAGUUGCAUCUUUAUGUACAUGAAACCAUCAGCAAAAGAAAGAGUGGCCUUAACUAAAGGUGUAGCAGUGCUCAAUACUUCUGUGGCCCCAUUAUUAAAUCCCUUCAUUUACACUCUACGGAAUCAGCAGGUAAAAGAAGCCCUCAAGGAUAUGCUCCAAAAAGUUUGUCAUUUUCUAAAUGAGAAGAAAAUGUUAUGUAAGUAA